Messenger RNA from Photinus pyralis (common eastern firefly), 585 nucleotides. RefSeq names its product general odorant-binding protein 19d-like. The record is from RefSeq and is a predicted model, not a curated record. Bases 29 to 472 code for a protein of 147 amino acids. Gene Ontology annotation, biological process: sensory perception of smell. NCBI's taxonomy places the organism in Eukaryota, Metazoa, Arthropoda, Insecta, Coleoptera, Lampyridae. Gene Ontology annotation, molecular function: odorant binding. The transcript is spliced from 6 exons.
UUCAGUUGCCAGUCGAAAGAGUAUCAAAAUGAAGUCACUCAUCAUUUUACCAUUUCUUUUAAGCGCAAUUUUCUGUCUCAAUCCGCAAAUGGAAGAGAUGAUAAGGACACGUGUGAAAGAGAACGGUCUAAUUUGCAUGUCGAAAAUUGGGGCGACCGAUGGCGAUGUCGCGCCACUGGUAAACCACCAAGUACCAACGACAGAGGCCGGCAAAUGCUUCCUGGCUUGCAUGUACAAAACUGAAGGAUUUAUAGGGGCCGAUGGAAGUAUUAACAGAGAAGGUAGUUUGGCUGCAAUUGAACCCAUGAAGGAUAUGGAUCAAGAUUACUACCUUAAAGUUAAACAAGUAAUGGAGAAUUGCUUGGACAAGAUAAGUAAUGGAGACAACGAGUGUGAAACCGCAGUAAUCGUGCACCAAUGUGUACUUGCAGAGAAAGAGAAUGUUGGGCUCCCAGCAAUUGAAAUGGAUUAACUUACUGACCCAAUAGUAACCGUUUGGAAUAUAUGAGAAGAGCCUACUAUAUUAUGUAUACCUAAGUGGACAGCUGUGUUAUUUUGUAUUUUGAGUAAUUAAACACAUUUCUA